AUGUCGAUCAUUAGGGUUACAGAAGGGACAGAUCGGCCUCCUUUCUCGAAUAUCGAAUACGAUCGCUCUCACGGGGCAGAAAGAGACGCCAGGUACACUGCUCACAGUUCAUCCAGAACGGUGGGCGAGAGUUCGUUAGUACUCAACGGUAGCGUUACCAACGAGGAUGAUUCGCAUGGCGUUCACCUCCAUCAGAUGGAUGGUGGCAAGCUUGCCGAUGGAAACCUGGACCCAGCUUCCUUAAUCCACUUUUUUUGA
Molecule: messenger RNA, 258 nt
Organism: Penicillium waksmanii
Lineage: Eukaryota; Fungi; Ascomycota; Eurotiomycetes; Eurotiales; Aspergillaceae
Exons: 2
Coding region: 1-258 (85 amino acids)
Source: RefSeq, a predicted model, not a curated record